AAAAUAACGGAACUCAUUGCGCCGGUGUUUAGGCUAAUAGACGCUAGCAUGCUAACCGCCAGGUGCAGGAGCUAGUAGACUAUUAAAAGCAUGCAAAUGGCAUAGAAUUUGUCAUGAUGGUUUUUGUGUUUGCUUUCUAAAAAAGUUACCAAAUAACGGGGUCGAGGAAUGCGCGCUAACUGUAAGCUAUAUCUUGUCUUAUUUAAUUCUUUAAUUUCAUAAACAAGAUUAAUAAUUGAGGUGUUGAUAUCCAUUAAAGUAAAUAUUAUCACUUUGCUUCGUUAUUCAGUCUUUAUUCAUAACACAUUUGUCCUGAAUACACAAAUGUAAAUAAUCUUGACAUGUGUUUGUAGAGAAGCCGGUUCUAGCUGUGAUCGGGUGGUAACUGGCCUGCUACUCACACGUGUAUGCUUUGCCAAUAACAGCUGUUUUAUUUCCUGUAGUUUCACAGCUCCUGUGGUGGUGACCCAGGUUGCAGUGACAUGGUAAUAUUUACUGAAUGGCCUCGGGCGUCUGCGAUCCAGAAGAGCAGCAGUGGUUUGCCAAUGACUGGCGAAGACACUGGUUUGGGGGCUUUGACCUCACCACUGGCGGGGUAUUUGGGAAAAGUUCAGGAGAGAGUUGCUUCACUGGAGCAUUGUCCAUGGUGUACAGUAAAAGGCUUGACCUAUUUUCUGCGCUCUUACUGCAUUAACCUCCAGGAGUCAAUCACCCUCUGCACAAACCCACAGUGCCUCUUCCCUUUGGUCAGCCAGCCCUUGGAGGAUGUUUUGGCCAGUUUGGAUGCCGUGGAGCCCACUACUGGGAACAAAAGAAAAAUUUCCCCGGAAGGGCAAGAACCGUCACUCAAACGUGUGCGAUCAAAUGAGCACUCAGAUCAUGUCCUUGUAGAUGGUCAUAAUAGCCAACAUGCAGCAGCAAAGACAGAUGAUGAAAAUGAAUACAGUGGAGAUUUGGAUUUCCCAGUUGCUGGGUCAAAACAGUGGGAAUCGCCACGAGAGGAUACUUUUCAGGGGAAGGAAUCAGAGAGUUCUGCUUGUACAGAUGGUCUUAUACUGCCUACAUGCUUGGCCACAGCUGGUCACAUGCUGGGCUCAUCAGAAGCCUUGUCGACCACUGAAGAGGACGAGCUGGUGCUGUCGCCUAUAACAAAGGGACAAGAUGAAUGUGAGAAGGCCAAGGGUCUUGUUGAGAUGACCAACAGACCCUGCGGCCUGCACUUGAGCCAGACCACUUUCCAAAAUGGGGACGAUUAUGCAAAUGAAAUGACUACAUCAUUCUCUGGACACAAUGAGCUGAGAAAACGAACGGAACCAAUCAUGAAGACUGCGGACGUCUCUGCAUGUAAGGACGUGGAAGAUAUUAAGUCAGAAACCCCAGUAAAGGACUCUGAGGAGCUUGCAUCUGUUUCCAGUCGGCUUUUCUGGAGGAAUCGUGACAACCUGUGCUGGCUGGACUCUGUACUUGUUGCUUUGGUGAACUUGAAGAGUUUGAGGAAGGUGAUGCCUAAAGAUGAGCCUCAGCAGUCGCCUGUGUGGCGACUAAUAACAGGAUAUGAUGAAGCCUGUGCAGCCAUCCAACAACAUCAACAAACUGGCACAGAUGAUUUUGUGACGGUGCCACAUGGAGUGUUGCAGAAAGCCAAUACAGACCUUCAGAGCAUCAGGAUGUCAGUUUUCAAUCAUUUGCAGCCCAAGCUUCAUUGCAAACCGGGUCAGAAAGAAAUGCCGGUGUUUGCCCUGCCGCUUUUGUUAAAGAAGGAUUGUUGGGUGGAGCCGCUCUUCCAGUCGACCUUCCACUGGGACUUCCACUGCACUGAAUGCAAAACUGCCACCAGGGAAAAGGUUACAAAAACUCUUCCCACUUUCACCAAUAUCAUGGCUGAUUGGCACCCGCUUCGAGCAGCUCACCUGGGCCCCUGCAACAGGUGCCACAGGAACAAUCAGAGAAGGACCAUGAUGCUGGAGAGAGUUCCUCCAGUGUUUGCACUGCACUUUGUUGAGGGUCUUCCCGACACUGAUGUCAGAAUCUACACCUUCAGCUUCAAGGGGAAACGCUACUCCAUCACGACCGUCAUUCAAUACAACAAUGACCUGAAGCACUUUGUCACCUGGAUUUCCAAAUCUGAUGGUUCUUGGUUGGAAUUUGAUGAUUUGAAACAUCCACAUUGUAAGAUCCAUCAAAGGCUUGAGGUUCCUGCUCAGGAGAUCCACAUCGUGUUCUGGGAGGAGGAGGAUGAAGAGCCUCGCGUCUGUUCCCCCUCUAGCACAUUCACUGAAAACCCACCCUCCAAAAACAAGAAGAACCUCAGUAAAACAAACAUGGACUUAAGAAAUGAUGAACUGGUAACAUGCACUUCUGAUCACUCCCUUCUCGUUUCUCCAGAUGACACCGACAUUAUCUGUGCGUUGUCUGAAUCUGGUAACGACACCAACAUCAUGGACACAAUGGUCACAGCGGCCAUGGACACGUCAAUAGGUUCCACAACGCUGCUCGAUACCUUCGAAGGACUCACUCAUAAUGACAUUAUUACGCUCACAUUAGUGGAAAUUAAAGGAGACUCAGAAACACAGCCUUCAAACGACAACCAACAAACUCAGGAUUUACCUUUUUCAGACACUACGACUAAAAUCCAAGACCCCACCCAUGACCCCGAUAGCUCCUCCACUGUUAUAGAUAAUGAAACGUCUCACAACCCCGAGGAUCCAGCUUCUAAUUUGUCUGACAGUGGAUCUAGUGAUGCUUCAUCCAACGAUCCCACAUUUGUGCCUGGAUCCAGGAGGGGAAGAGGACGAGGGAGAGGGAGGGGGGGAGGGAGAGGGAGAGGCCGAGCAGCUACAAGUAAAACUGUCAGCAGGCAAAAAGGGAAAAAGGCCCCCGUGUCAAAAACAGCAUCGGAGAGCUCUAAAGUUAGCAGCACUGACCCUGUUGAUGUAACGGCACCAAAUGAUGACCCCACACCUGGUGAAACAACACAACAAGCCUCUCCUGUGUCUUCUACCCACACCUCAGCACCGCCCCCCACUCAGCAGGUUUCCACAGCGCUGGAUCAGAAUGCCCGCUGGUCCUACCUUCUCAGCAAACACCCCCUCAACCAUAUUCACAAUUCCAAAGCUAAAGUCACCCCCACCCACACACCUUCGACAUUCACACAGGUAAAGCCCACUCCUUUUACUCACUCUACCCCCAACCUAGUAAGAAGACAGCAGCCCCCCGCUGGGCUCUGGCCUAAACCACAGCUCAGGACAGAAGACAGUGGAGGUGUGCCUCUGAAAGCUGCAGAGAUGUAUGGUGCAUUUGGCUCAAAGAACCUGAACACACCAAGACCACUUCCAUCUCCUGCACCGCUCAGUGUCAAAACAAAACCACUUCAUUCUGUUGCUCCUCAUGCGGCGUCUGGUACGUCACUUUUUACUUCUGUAGCAAAGGGGCUCCCUAAAACAUCGUCCUUAAAGAAACACAAGAGCCUUUCGUCCAAGAUUCCUCCAGGUCUCAGCGAUACAGAAGCGCUCAGGUACAAGCUAAUAAAGAAACUGAAAUCGAAGAAGAAGAAGCUCGCCAAGUUGAACCAACUAUUGUGUCACCAGGCAGAUGGGAGCCUCAAACCAGACAGCACCCACCUGGGCUCACCCAGCACCGUUACCUCCAGCACCUAUGACGGCUCCACCUGUGAGGAUUUAUUCUCAGACCUGCUCUCGCCAGCAACAACAGCCAGUAACCUUUCACCAGACAGCACGGGUUUCCUAGAGAUGUUCGCCAACGGGCAGGACGGCGCCGACCACUUGGACUCCAGGGUUGCGGCUUUGAGUGGAGCAUCACUGACAAACACUGGAGUGAAAGGAACCAUCCCCACCACUACAGAAAACUUCCUGGAUGAGUUCAUCUGUCAGGCUGAGGCUGAGCAUCCAACCGAGAUGGAGACGGAAGCACUUAGUGCCCUCGACAUUUUCUUUGAAGCUGUUGGAUAGAUGUUAUCUGCAAGCUAUAAGCAUAGAUAACAUUUACCACGUCCUUACUAAUGAAAAAAAUAUGCAAAAUGACUACAAUUAGUCUACACCUUCUCUCUCAAGAUAAGCAUCCUGCUUCACUUUGAUAAAAGGUGAAAGUGGCUGGUCUAUGUUCAUGGGUGAUCCAGAUUGGUAGGAGAUUAUGCUUGCAUGUUUUUGUUGAAUCAUCAGCAUUGAAGGUGUGGCAAACCUGAAGGGUUUUUGUGUUUUUGCACUUUGUAGGUUAUCUACUGUAUGUACUUUGGUUGUAUGAAACCAUUAUGUUUACACACACAAGACUUGGCUUAGUUUAUUAUUUUUUAUAGCAAUUAAAUUGUCUCUGUUAAGAGAUGUAAUGAUCAAGUCACCAUUUCUUCAUGUGAUAUAAUAAAAUCUUGACUAGUUGUACAAUAUGUUUUAAGUGAUGUAAUUUAAGAUUACCUCAAUGCAUAAAAUAAAUUUUCAUUUUUGAUAUUAAA
This is a messenger RNA of Sphaeramia orbicularis (orbiculate cardinalfish), 4465 nucleotides long. RefSeq names its product ubiquitin specific peptidase like 1 (gene uspl1). Gene Ontology annotation, molecular function: SUMO binding. Gene Ontology annotation, cellular component: Cajal body. The coding region runs from base 483 to 3968 and encodes 1161 amino acids. The record is from RefSeq and is a predicted model, not a curated record. The transcript has 9 exons. Lineage: Eukaryota; Metazoa; Chordata; Actinopteri; Kurtiformes; Apogonidae. Gene Ontology annotation, biological process: protein desumoylation; Cajal body organization.